This is a messenger RNA of Dunckerocampus dactyliophorus (ringed pipefish), 3947 nucleotides long. RefSeq names its product guanylate cyclase 2Ca (gene gucy2ca). The transcript is spliced from 27 exons. The record is from RefSeq and is a predicted model, not a curated record. Gene Ontology annotation, molecular function: ATP binding; peptide receptor activity; protein kinase activity. The coding region runs from base 242 to 3505 and encodes 1087 amino acids. Gene Ontology annotation, biological process: receptor guanylyl cyclase signaling pathway; cGMP biosynthetic process; intracellular signal transduction. Lineage: Eukaryota; Metazoa; Chordata; Actinopteri; Syngnathiformes; Syngnathidae.
UUAUUGCUCUCAGGCUCUCAUUGGAGAAACAGUCUUCCGCAUUGGCUCUACUGUAACUGUCCAGGCUCCAAAAUCUUGGGAAAAGUUGAGUCUUUUUCACAUUUGGAUGGUGGGAAAAAGAAUAAAGGGACAGGUUGGCUUCUGCUUGGUCGAUUUGGACUGAAUAAAUCAGCGGGGAUAGCGGGAAUUGAUUUCUUUGGACAUGUAGGAACUGUGGACAAGACAACCACAAGGAUCGAGGAUGUGCGGCUUUAACAGUUUACCCUACCUUGGAGUGUUGGUGAUUGCAGCGAUGGGCAACAAGAUGCUGGAUGACUGUCUGUCCUCCAAACCCCGAUACACCAUGAAUGUGGUGCUGCUGGAAGACAACACGUACGCGUGGAGUCGGCCCUUCGUGCAGGCUGCGGUGGAGCAAGCCAUAGAAGAGGACAGGAAGGAGAAUAUUAAACACAAUUUAACAUUCAGUUUGACUGCAAAUUUCUAUGGCUUCAACACCACCGUCUACAACCGACAGGGCUGCGGGAGCAGCACCUGUGAGGGCGUGGCCAUACUUAAGAUGCUGCAUAGUAAAGGUGAAGUAGGAUGUGUCAUGCUGGGGCCGUCCUGCACAUAUGCCACCUUCCAGUUAGUGGAUGACGAAAUUGGCCUGAGCCUGAGCAUUCCCAUCAUCUCCGCCGGGAGCUUUGGCCUCUCUUGCGACUACAAGCCCAAACUCACUAGAAUCUUGCCGCCGGCGCGCAAGAUCUCCGACAUGUUCUCCAACUUUUCGAUGGAAGUGUUGCCAUUCAAGAAUGAGUGGAAGCAUGUUUAUGUCUACAAGAAGUCUGUCUAUAACGCAACUGAGGACUGCUUUUGGUACACCAAUGCACUGGAGGCACCUUCAGCCAACUUUGCCACAAAGAUAAAGAGAGAGAUGCUACGUACAGAGGAGGAACUAAGGAAAGCCCUCGUUUCGAAGAAAAGACACAGUAACAUUUUCAUCGUUUGUGGCCGUCCCGACGACAUUGUUUCAGUAAAGGUCAAAGUGGGUCAAAUACACAAGGACAUCGUGUUCAUUCUUAUUGACAUUUACAACCCUGAGUAUUACGUCAAUGCCACGUCCAGUCAGGGCAUGCAGGACGUCCUGGUCGUCACGCUCCCACAGAGGAACUAUAGCUAUGGAUCCGGUCUCCAGUAUAACGACACGAUCAAUGAUUAUGUGGCUGGCUAUCAUGACGGCGCUCUGCUGUUUGGUAAAGUGCUCAGAGAAAGGAUGCUCAGUCAGCAAAAUAACUAUCAUUACAGAGGCUCUCACGACAUCCCGCUCAGCGACAACCCCUUUGGAAAUGUCUCUUUUUACGGUAUGGGAGGACACUACAUGCUGGACGAGUAUGGCGACAGAGACGUUAACUUCUCCAUCAUUUACACCUCGACUACAACCGGCAAGUAUGAAACUCUGUUAGUGUUUGACACAUCGAAGAAUAAAACCAUAGCGAUGGCCCACAGUCCUGCUCUGCCUUGGAAAGGAAGUCGCCUGCCCAAAGAUGUACCGGAAGAGUUAGACGGCUUGAACUUGCAGGAUGUGAUUGUGAUCGUUCUGAGUCUCAGCGUCGUGGUGGUGACCGCCAUCGCUCUCAUCUUCUACAGGCAGAACAGAAAAGAACGUCAAAUGCAGAAAAAGUGGUCUCACAUCAAUUCUCACCUGAUUUGUCCGCUGGAUGAGAAGGAGGUCUCCCUCAAGAUUGAUGACGACAAGAGGAAGGACAGCACUUACUUCAACCACCGAGGCCGCUAUGACAAGAAGCCUGUCAUCUUAAAGGAGUUGAGACUCACUGACGGCGACUUCACAGAGGACCAGAAGAUUGAACUUAACACUCUGCUACGUAUUGACUACUACAACCUGACCAAGUUCUAUGGCACAGUAAAGUUUGAGUAUGGCGUGUUUGGAGUGUUUGAGCUGUGCCAGAGAGGCUCUCUCAGGUACAUCCUGAAUGACAGAAUCUCCUACCCAGAUGAGACCUUCAUGGACAUGGAGUUUAAGAUUUCAGUCAUGUACGAUAUAGCAAAGGGCAUGUCAUAUCUCCACUCCAGCAACAUUGAAGUCCACGGUCGCCUCAAGUCCACCAACUGUGUGGUUGACAACCGCAUGGUGGUAAAGAUCACAGACUUCGGCUGCCACACCAUACUGAAGCCCGGCAGAGAUGUAUGGACGGCCCCUGAACACCUCCGCAGAGAUGGCAUAUCUCAAAAAGGAGAUGUCUACAGCUAUGGCAUCAUUGCACAUGAAAUAGUGCUGAGGCGGGCUCCGUUCUAUACGUCAUGUUGCUCCAACCGCGCAGAUAAGAUCUACAGGGUGCAGUAUCCCAACGGGAUGGCUGUCUUUAGACCAGAACUGAACUUUGAGGGCGUGUCCGAGAAAGAUAUUGAGCUGUACAUGCUGAUAAAGAACUGCUGGGAUGAAGAUCCAGAACGAAGGCCAGAUUUUAAGAAAAUUGAGAUGACUCUGGGUAAGCUUUUCAGCAACCUGCAUAAUCAAGGCCCAGAGACAUACAUGGACAACCUGAUCCGUCGUCUCCAGAUGUACUCCAAGACUUUGGAGCAUCUUGUGAAGGAAAGGACCGCCCUGUACAAGGCUGAGAGGGACAGAGCGGACCGCCUCAACUUCAUGCUUCUUCCCGGCCCGGUGGUGCGUUCACUGAAGGAGACAGGCAGAGUGGAGCCGGAGCUCUUUGAAGAGGUGACGGUGUAUUUCAGUGACAUUGUGGGAUUCACCACGCUGUGCCACUACAGCACCCCCAUGGAGGUGGUGGACAUGCUCAAUGAGAUCUACAAGAACUUCGACAGCAUCCUUGACCACCAUGAUGUCUACAAGGUUGAGACCAUAGGAGACGCCUACAUGGUCGCAUCGGGUUUGCCCAAGCGCAACGGUGACAGGCACGCGGUGGACAUAGCACACAUGGCACUGGACAUCUUGUCCUUUGUUGGGACGUUUGAGUUGCAGCAUUUGCCCGGCAUUCCUCUGUGGAUACGAAUUGGUGUGCAUUCAGGCCCCUGUGCAGCUGGGGUGGUGGGGAACAAGAUGCCCCGCUACUGUCUCUUUGGAGAUACCGUCAACACCGCAUCACGAAUGGAGUCCACAGGCCUGCCUUUGAGAAUCCAUGUCAGUCAGUCCACCAUUAAAAUCCUGCAGAGGACAAACUGCCAAUUUGAGUAUGAGCAGAGAGGAGAGACGUACCUGAAGGGCAAAGGCAAAGAGAUGACAUACUGGUUAACGGGGGUGGCUGGAGGCAAAUAUAAUCUUCCCACACCACCAACAGCGGAGAACUUCCAGAGGUUGCAGCAAGACCUGGCAGAGAUGAUCGUGUCCAGCUUGGGGAAGCGUGGAGAAGGGAGAGAGGCCUUCGAAAAGAGGAAAACCUUGUCCGCCAAAAUGAGAAGGAGAGAAACCAACAUCAGCCUGCAGGGGGAGAGCCCGCCAGAGUACUUCCAUCUGGCUGUCACUGAUGCCCCCAGUACAUAUCUGUGAGGGGAGAGAACCUCUCAGUGCGCCAGCAGCCAUAACUGUUUGAAUGAACACUGCUGGAAUUCAUUGGACAGAGUUGCAGUGACUCAAGGAAGGAAACUGACACUUUUAUGCAGCUAAUGCGCAGUGAAAAACGUCCAUUCUCGUCCAGCUCGCGGUUAUUUUGCAUUCACUGACAACUCCUGCGACAUCCUUUUUAAAUGAGUAAACUUACAGAAAGCGAAAGUAAAUACGAGCAAGGAUGCAAUUUGACACAACACGAUACAAGAAAUGCCAUCUUUUAAAGAGUGCAAAGCUAAUGAGUCACACGCUUUGUAGAGGCUGACGGCACGCGUGACUCUUUUAAUGAGUCAUAACAAAAGCACAAACUCUCAGGUGGUGAUUAAAAGUCAACACGACACUAGCACUUGUUUUAACAAUGUAUAUAUUUUUUAAUUGUGCUGUA